Pseudonaja textilis is the source of this 2787-nucleotide messenger RNA. Lineage: Eukaryota; Metazoa; Chordata; Lepidosauria; Squamata; Elapidae. The record is from RefSeq and is a predicted model, not a curated record.
AAGGUCUGUAAACAUUAAGGCGCCAGCUCUGUUUGCGCACCUCUGAGUUUCACGUGAAGGGCUUACGAGCCAAGCUUCAACCUUGUCAUCUACAUCUGCGGCCCCCUGGAGAUGCUGCACCAAGUCAUGCGUCGAGCCCAGUCGGAGGGCCUGACCCAGGGCGACUACGUCUUCUUCUACGUGGACGUCUUUGGGGAGAGCCUGCAAGGGGACGGGCGCCUGGGGGCUGCCAAACCCUGGCAGAGCAAGGAGGGACCGGACCUGCGGGAGGCCUUCCAGACGGUGCUGGUGAUCACCUAUCAUGAGCCCCAAACUUUGGAGUACCGAGACUUCCAGAACAAGCUGAUCCUGCGGGCUCGGCAGGAUUACCAGGUGGAGCUCAGUGGUUCACUGAAAAACCUGGUGGCCGGCUGCUUCCACGAUGGACUGCUCCUCUACGCCCUGGCCCUGAACGAGACCCUCCACAAGGGCGACACCAAGCUCAACAACAGCCGCAUCCUGGAAAAGAUGAAGGGGCGCAGGUUCCAGGGGGUCACUGGGACCGUGAGCAUGGAUCAGAACAAUGACCGCGACACAGACUUCAACCUGUGGGCCAUGAAGGAGGGGGAGAGUGGCACAUACCAGGUAGUUGGACACUACGUGGGAUCCGAGAAGCAGCUGAAGUGGCUGGGGCCUAUCCACUGGCUCAAGGGGCAGCCGCCUCUGGAUAACCCCCCCUGUUUUGACAUGGAUGACCCCUCCUGCGACAAAAGUGCACUCAGCACCCUGGCGAUCCUGGCGCUGGGAGCCGGACUCACCUUCAUCAUGUUUGGGGUUUCCAGCUUCCUGAUCUUCAGGAAGCUGAUGUUGGAGAAGGAGCUGGCCAGCAUGCUGUGGCGGAUACGCUGGGAGGACCUGCAGUUUGGGGGCUCGGAGCGCUACCACAAGGGGGCAGGCAGCCGACUCACCCUCUCACUGCGUGGCUCCAGUUAUGGCUCCCUCAUGACGGCCCACGGCAAGUACCAGAUCUUUGCCAACACAGGACUCUUCAAGGGAAACGUGGUGGCCAUCAAACACAUCAAUAAGAAGCGGAUUGAGCUGACGAGGCAGGUGCUCUUUGAGCUCAAGCACAUGCGGGAUAUCCAGUUCAACCACCUGACCCGGUUCAUCGGGGCCUGCAUUGACCCCCCCAACAUCUGCAUCGUGACCGAGUACUGUCCGCGUGGCAGUCUGCAGGACAUCCUGGAGAACGAGAGCAUCAACCUGGACUGGAUGUUCCGCUACGCCCUCAUCAAUGACAUCGUCAAAGGCAUGACCUUCCUGCACAACAGCAUCAUUGGCUACCACGGUAGCCUCAAGUCCUGCAACUGCGUGGUGGACAGCCGCUUCGUGCUCAAGAUCACGGAUUAUGGCCUGGCCAGCUUCCGCCAGGGCCACGAGAGCGAGGGCAACCACGCGCUCUACGCCAAGAAGCUGUGGACAGCCCCCGAGCUGCUGCAGAAGGGGACGCUGCUCCCGCUGCCCCUGGCCAUGCAGAAGGCGGACGUCUACAGCUUUGGGAUCAUCCUGCAGGAGAUAGCGCUGCGCAGCGGCGCCUUCUACGUGGAGGGCCUAGAGCUCAGUCCCAAGGAGAUUGUGCAGAAGGUGGCCAACGGCCAGCUGCCCUACUUCCGGCCCACCAUCGACACCCGCCUGCACAGCGAGGAGCUGGCUGUGCUGAUGGAGCGGUGCUGGGCUCAGCAGCCGGCCGAGCGCCCAGAUUUCGCCCAGAUUAAAGUCUUCAUCCGGCGGUUCAACAGGGAAGGAAGUACCAGCAUCCUGGACAACCUGUUGUCGCGCAUGGAGCAGUACGCCAACAACCUGGAGAAACUGGUGGAAGAGCGCACGCAGGCCUACCUGGAGGAGAAGCGCAAGGCAGAGAAUCUGCUCUACCAGAUCCUGCCCCAUUCGGUGGCUGAGCAGCUGAAGCGGGGUGAGACGGUGCAGGCUGAAGCCUUCGACUGUGUCACCAUCUACUUCAGUGACAUUGUAGGGUUCACCUCCUUGUCAGCAGAGAGCACCCCCAUGCAGGUGGUGACACUCCUCAAUGAUCUCUACACUUGCUUCGAUGCCAUCAUUGACAAUUUCGAUGUCUACAAGGUGGAGACCAUUGGUGAUGCCUACAUGGUGGUGUCCGGCCUGCCUGUCCGAAAUGGCAAGCUCCACGCCCACGAGAUCGUCCGCAUGGCCCUGGCACUCCUGGAGGCUGUGAAGACCUUCCACAUCCGGCACCGGCCCAGUGAGCAGCUGUGUCUGCGCAUCGGGGUCCACUCCGGGCCGGUGUGUGCAGGAGUGGUGGGCCUCAAGAUGCCACGCUACUGCCUCUUUGGGGACACGGUCAACACGGCCUCACGCAUGGAGUCCAAUGGCGAGGCCUUAAAGAUCCACAUUUCUGCUGCCACCAAGGAGAUCCUGGACGAGUUUGGCUGCUUUCUGCUGGAGCUCCGGGGGGAUGUGGAGAUGAAGGGCAAAGGGAAGAUGAGGACCUACUGGCUGCUGGGCGAAGAGAAGGCGGCCGUCAUCUGAGGGCGGCCCUCCCUCUGCGGGGAAUGGGCAGGAGCAGCUGCUCCCAUGAACUCGUGGUGGAUUUGCUCUGCCUUGGAGCACGGAGGGGGGGCGACAGUGGCCAGCCUGCAGGGAAGGAUGGCUUCGCGCCUGGAGAGGCGGUGGCUGUGCCCGGAGCAGGCGGGGGGGAGGGGGGGCUGUCGCUGUCCCAGACACCAAGGGGUCUUCCCUGCCCAGCCAGGCAGCAGGAACCCACCUGCCGAC